This is a messenger RNA of Coregonus sp. 'balchen', 5470 nucleotides long. Lineage: Eukaryota; Metazoa; Chordata; Actinopteri; Salmoniformes; Salmonidae. The record is from the annotation of a GenBank genome assembly.
AGAAAUCUGAUGGGCAUGAUCCAGUGUGACGACACUAAUCCCGACACUACAAAUCAUAGGGCCCGGCGGUCCUGCUCCACACAGACUCCUGUGACUCUCGACAGCGCCCAGCCUCCUCCCUCCCCAGGUAAGGCUCAAUCUCCCCGAUCUGGGAGCCUCCGGUGUGGGGUACCCACUGUGACCCAUCUCCCUCACACCCAGGGGGGUGGUGCAUUCCAAAUCCUGCUGGGGGUUUGGCAGUUCUGAUGGACCCAGUGGAGUGUUGCUGGAUUGGAGCCCAAAUUAGGAAGUUUCUUUGCUCAGAGGAAGGAGUGAAAAAUGAUUGGUAUUUUAUUAAAUAUUUCUCCCAUGUUUUACAAGGCAGUGCAUUGCCUUGUAUGCUGGUUUGGUUGUUGAACGCUGGGGGUUAAAUCUGAGAAACAGGAGAGAUUUGAAUACUUUGUGGUUGAUAGAGCAUAUGUGGACAGGUGGAAUGUUUCAGCUUCCUUGUUGUGCCUUGUGUAGGACUUGGGAAUCCACUGCCUGUAGCUCUGACUAUCAUUGCAUCCGAGUCCAUUGCUUUCAGAGCUUUGGUCGCAGACCUCUCUAGCUGACUCAAUCAGAAAUUGAGGGAAGCUUUGACUGCAUGUGUAGCUCUUGAUGAUUUUGAUGGUAGCUCUGGUAAUCUGAAUGCACUAGAUGAUUUGCACAGCUUUUCUGAAUUGAGUGGCUAACCCAUACCUGACCCUGUCCAUACAACAAAUGUGCUAUUGUGUCAGUGAUAUUAUGAUCGAGUCUGGUGUUUUUAUUUGAUACAGCCUGCUAUAUAAAGAACACAGAUAAUCAUAAACCGUGUAGUUAAUCAGAUAAUGGACUGGUAUAAAUGUCUUCACUGUUCAAACACAGAAUUAGAAAUGUUGGCAGCUGGACCAAUCCAUGUACUGUAUUUCAGGGAAUUUACCCUGACAAUACCCUGAAAUGGAAGUAACCUAAACAUAGAACGCGAAUGAGACAAAUAAGGUGCACGAUCUGAAGUGUUACAAAUGCUAGGGGGGUUAAGAUGGAGGGAGUUUAAACCUGGAGCACAAUAAGUUCAUUGUUUAUUUUGAUGUUUUCCUGGAAUACAAUCCGUUCUCCAAUUGUGAAUAAUCAAAUCUCUCUUAUUUUCCAGUGGGUACAAAGCUGCUCUAAACAACUAAAGAAAUGGCUGUCGUCGUAAGUACCUCUAAGCUCCUCUCUUUGUAUGCAACAGGCAUAGAUGCUGCACUGUAAUUAUUCAAACCAUUCAGUGGUGUUUGUAUUGCAGAUCAAUGUCAAAAGUAACAAGUCUGGGGAAUGAUGAAUGUAGAGACAUGCUAAGCCUGAGAGUCAGUUCUGAGAUGUUCAGAAAAUGUUCAGUUCAGGUGCUUAAUUUUCAUCCAUUGAAGAGCAGAAACAGAAUGCAUCAUGUUCCUUCGGAGGAUGCAAUCCACAAUAGAUAAUCUUAUUGUGUUAUUGUUAUGUUCUUCCUUCACUUCCCACAUUAUGGUUACUUAAACAGCAUAAAUAGAAUGUCACUCAAUAUGGCCGCCAGACAGUCCACCCAUCAGGGAACGUUGACUUUAAAUGGGGAUGGCCAACCUAUAUAAUCUAUUUCUAUGACUCAAGUCAUAACUUCCUGUGCCAUGGACAAUGGCAGCUCAACAUUUCUCAGGCACAUUAGUGCUGGAUGCUGUCAAUCGCUUUCAUUAACCCCUAAUCAGAUCUCAGCCCAGGUUUACCAGACUUUACUGCGCUCAUGUGAGGGAGAUUAGCCAAUGCUAACACUAAAGCCCAUUGAUAGAGGCCUCCUUUUGGAUUGUAUAUGGGCGUACGUCGUGGAUUAAACCUCAUUCGCAAGGUAGCUCUUUGGUGUUUUUGUUGGCAAGUCAUGGUUAUGUCAUCAGCCACCCUCUCUACCCAGAGUGGAACGUUCCGUAUGGUGUCGGAGGAAGAGCAGGCUCUCAGGGCCAAGCUGGAGCGCCUCACGGUCAAGGACCACGGUCCCGUGUUCGGACCCUGCGCCAAGCUGCCUGACCACACCGUGCAGAAGGUCUGCGGUCACUCUCUCACAAACCUCACACUGUAGAUUCACUUCACAUCAUAAGCCCUACCACAAACUCAAGUAAAACCACAAAUCAUGUGUGUUGAGAGUUCAACUGGAGUCCAGACUACCUGUACAAACUCCUUCUCUGGUCUCAAAAACAAGAACACUUCAUUGUAAAUUCCAAGAACAAGCAUGACAUCAUACUGUGUUGAUGCCACAUGCACAUAUAGCACUAUCAUCUGAAAAAAGAUGGAUGCUCUCCAGUUCUGAGGUUGUAGACCUCAUCUGAGGUUGACUGACUGAUGCUUUGUUGGUUCCCUACAGGCCAAGGAUGAGCUGAACGAGACAGACGAGAAGCGGGUGUUGGCAGUCAAGGAGCUGAGGGGAAUAAUCAAGGAAAAGGCAGAGGCUGAGGACGACCUGGCCAAAGGGGUGCUGGAAACCUUCGGAGAGAAGCCUGACGGCAUGCUGGUCCGCUUCAUCCGCGCCAGGAAAUACGACGUGCCAAGAGCCUUCGACCUAAUGAAGGGUGGGUUCUCUCAAACUACUGUCCUGUAUGUCAGUGAAGCUUAGUGAGCAAGUUCUGUCUAUUUCAUUCAAGCUGAUGUGAUGUGUUAAAAAUGCUUUAUCUUUCGAUGACAGGCAGCUAUAGCCUGGUCCCAAAUAUGUUGCUAUAUUGCCAAGUACUGUUGGAGUUGGCAAGAGAGCACAAACAGAUUUGGGACCAGGCUAAGGAAGCUACGCUAUGGUGCACAUGAUCAUUUUGAAUCUGGCAUUGGAAUGAAAUGUAGUUUGAUUAAACCUAACCAAGCAACAACAUACGCGUCUGUUGAAGUUCCUGUCUGCUUAACUCCUAACUUGGCCAGAGUCUAUUUGAUAUUGAUGAUCCUGCGUCUGCGUUCAGGUUACGUGCGCUUCAGGAGGGACUACCCAGAGCUGUUCGAGAACCUGACCCCCGAGGCUGUCCGCAGCACCAUCGAGGCCGGCUACCCAGGCAUCCUGUCCAGCAGAGACAAGUAUGGCCGCAUCGUGCUUCUCUUCAACAUCGAGAACUGGGACUACGAAGAGAUCACCUUCGACGAGGUGACUUCCGGGGACCUGGGUCCCCACAAUGUUACAUUUGAGAUACAUUGGUGGUCCCCAAAAGGCACUAAAAACAUGACAGAACCAACGUUUUCAUAGAUAUACAGUAAUAGUUGUCAAAUGGGAGUUAUUGAUAAUUGAAAUCAUGUGGGCAAGCCCUUGAUAAUAAUCAUUUGAAUUGGAUCAUGAGAUAUGUGGUUAUCAAGGGCUUCUGUCACAUUCACUAGAGGAGAACGUACUCAAAAAAAUUUAAAAUUAAAUACAAAUCUGUGUGUAGACAGGUAAAAAAGGGUGAUUGGAACCAAAAAUAAAUCACUUAAAAAUGAAAAAAGGGCCAGCUCUCACUUGAUUAUGAUUUGCAAUAAUAGAAGCUUAGUUUUAAUUCUCUUUCAUAGUAAUAUUACUUAACAGACCACACACUGGCCGAAACGUAUGCCAGUGUGGUCUAUUGAGUCAUGUUGCUAUGAAAGAAAAUUAAAACUAAAGCUCCUAUUAUUGCAAUCAUAAUCAAGUGAGUGCUGGCCCUUUUCUCAUUCCUCUGCCAUGUUGACAACAAAGGUGUCAACAGGUAUGUGCUUCAAAUGUGUGUGUGUGUCUGUGCACAUGUGACUGUGUGUGUGUGUGUGUGUGUGUGUGUGACUGUGUGUAUAUAUAUGUUCAUCAGAUCCUGCGUGCCUACUGUGUAAUCCUGGAGAGCCUGCUGGAGAAUGAGGAGACUCAGAUCAACGGUUUCUGCAUCAUUGAGAACUUCAAGGGCUUCACCAUGCAGCAGGCCUCUGGCAUCAAACCCACUGAGCUCAAGAAGAUGGUGGACAUGUUGCAGGUCACUUUUACACACAUUCCAAAGGAAUAGUAAACAGCACAUUACCUUAGGAUACAAAAAUAAUUGAUUUUACAUUUUCGGUUAUCGUCCCAGCUCUAAAUCAGACCAUCUGUUUCACCUACAUGUGCUGAACUCUUUAUGGCAUAGCUCAACAAUUCUAGUUUCCCUUUCCGUUACUCGUACAAUGAGGAUGCUUAUUUAUGAACAUAGUUGUGGUGAGAUCUGUAACAAAUUGGACCUCUGUUCCUCUUGUGUGUAUCAGGACUCCUUCCCUGCCCGUUUCAAGGCGGUCCACUUCAUCCACCAACCCUGGUACUUCACCACCACCUACAACGUGGUCAAGCCCCUCAUGAAGGGCAAGCUGCUUGAGAGAGUGAGUGAAACAGGCCCUGAGAAAGAACAUGAAAGAAUGAAUGAAACCUUUUUAGUGAGAGAGGUUGGUGGGAAAGUAGUGGGAAAAACUUGGGCUUUUAUGGGGAAAAUGUCUGAAGUAACAUGAUAAAACUAUAUGAAUCAACAAAUAAUGAAGGUGAAUGGGUUCUUUAUCAACGUGUAAUAUAUAGUUAACAGUAAAUACAUUAAUACAAUAACGAAAAAUACACUCAGUUGCCAGUUUAUUAGGUACACCACCCUGUUCAUGAAAAUGGUUUGCUCCUACAGACAGUGAGUCACGUGGCCGUGGCUUGCUAUAUAAAGCAGGCAGACAGGCAUCCAGUUACUGUUCGAUUGAACGUUGGGCAAAACGAGUGACCUAAGCGACUUUGAGCGUGGUAUUAUCAUCAGUGACAGGUUCCAGUAUCUCAGAAAAUCCUGGCCUCCUGGGUGUUUAACACACGACAGUGUCUAGGGUUUACCGAGAAUGGUACGACAAAUAAAAAACAUCAGUGGCAGUCCUGUGGGUGAAAACAGCUCGUUGAUGAGAGGUCGAAGGAAAAUGGCAAUAAUCGUGCGAGCUAACAGGUGGGCCACAAACUGGGCUGUUGCAGCAGACGACCACACCAGGUUCCACUACGAUCAGCUAAAAACAAGAAGAAGCGGCUCCAGUGGGCACACGAUCACCAACACUGGACAAUUGAAGAGCGGAAAAACGGCGCCUGGUCCGACGAAUCCCAGUUCCUGUUGAGUCAUGCUUAUGGCAGAGUCAGGAUUUGGCGUAAUCAGCAUGAGUCCAUGGCCCCAUCCUGCCUGGUGUCAACGGUACAGGCUGGUGGCGGUGGUGUGGGGAAUGUUGGCACACAUUAGGUCCCUUGAAACCAAUUAAGCAACGUCUCCAUGCCCCGAAGAAUUCAGGGUACUAGAUGGGUACUAGAUGGGUGCACCUAAUAAACUGGCCACUGAGUGUAUAUGGUGAGAAAUGUUUAGUUCAUAGGUUUGUCUGUCUACCAAAUCAGGUGUUUGUCCACGGAGACGAGCUGGACAACUACUACAAGGAGUUUGAUGCGGACAUCCUGCCCUCCGAGUUCGAGGGCAAGAACUCCAAGUACGACGGCAAAGCCAUAGCAGCCAAGCUGUUCGACUGA